Triticum turgidum subsp. durum (durum wheat) is the source of this 822-nucleotide messenger RNA. The record is from the annotation of a GenBank genome assembly. Lineage: Eukaryota; Viridiplantae; Streptophyta; Magnoliopsida; Poales; Poaceae.
AUGGCAGACCACCUUCAAGUUCAAGAGCAACAAAAACUACUGAAUCUACCACCAGGGUUCAGGUUUCAACCGACGGACAUGGAGAUCAUCACCUUCUACCUGGUCCCCAAGGUGUUAAAGAAAGUCUUCAACACCAUGGUGGUCGGGGAGGUGGACUUGAACAAAUGUGAGCCAUGGGAUCUCCUAAAGAAGGUAAGCAUGGGUGAUAAGGGGCGAUACUUCUUCUCCCAGAAGGAUCUCAAGUACUCCACCGAGAUACGGACCAACCGGGCCACGAAGGCUGGCUAUUGGAAGGCCACAGGAAAGGACAAGGAGAUAGUCCACCCACCGACCAUGAGUAUCAUCGGCAUGAAGAAGACGCUCGUCUUCUACAAGGGAAGGGCCCCCAAGGGGGAGAAGACAAACUGGAUCAUGCACGAGUACAGACUCGAGAGCGGCAAGCAACCCACACCCAACUUGCCCACUGACAUCGUCAAAGCCACCACCAUUAACGCAUCUUCCAAGGGGGAGUAUGUGAUUUGUAGAAUCUUCCUUAAGAGCACUGGACUGAAGAAGGUGAUGAUGCCAUCAUAUGACAUGUCCAUUCCCGUGUCCAUGGGGGGAGAGCAACAACAGGGCUUCCUUGAAUCCACUACAUUGGAUCCUCUCAUGGACUACGACAUGUUAUCGUCACUGGCAUCGUCGCCUCUGUUGCCUACAACUUCUUUGGACCAGCCGCAUACCUUUGAGGCCGGAUCAUUUGUGAUGGGCAGUGCGGUGCUUCCAGUGAUGAACAACCACUACUUUGGGAACCACUACCAACAAAUGAUGGCCUUGCCAUAG